AUGGCUGAAUCGUCGCCUACUCUCUCUGCCACCUCUUAUAACUCAGUGUUGGACCUUAAACAGCUUCUGCCGCCCGGCUGGAUCAUCCAGAAAUUUGGAGGUACUUCUGUUGGCAAAUUUCCCGAAAACAUCGUCGAAAAUGUCGUCAAGCAGUACGCGUUGCAGAAUCGUGUUGCGGUAGUAUGCUCGGCGCGUUCGUCAAACACAAAAAGCGAGGGUACCACCUCGCGCUUACUUAAAGCUGCUGAUCUUGCCUCGCAAAAUGCGGAGUUCCGUCCUCUUUUAGAGGUGAUCGAGAAAGAUCACACCGAUAACGCUCGCAGCAAAAUCUCUGACCCUCAACUUCAGGCCCAGUUGAUCCAACAGUCCAGUAAAGAGGUCGCUAGAGCCCAAGAAUUGCUCCAUGCCUCCCAGGUCAUUGGAGAAAUCAGCCCAAGAACCUUGGACUCUAUUAUGUCUGUAGGUGAGAAGUUGUCGUGUUUGUUCAUGGCUGCCUUGAUGAACGACAGAGGCUUGAAAGCUACCUACGUGGACCUCAGUGAUAUCAUCCCCUUGGACUACGAUGUUUCAAAGGGCCUCGAUGAUAAAUUCUACCAAUUCUUGGCCACCAAGUUUGGCGAGAUCGCAUCUGCCAUGGAUUCGGACGUGAUUCCAGUCUUCACUGGAUACUUUGGUGUUGUUCCAGGUGGUCUUCUUAAUGGUGUUGGACGUGGUUACACUGACUUGUGUGCUGCUCUUGUGGCUGUUGGCGUUCAGGCUGACGAAUUGCAGAUCUGGAAGGAGGUCGAUGGUAUCUUCACAGCCGAUCCACGUAAGGUUCCAAACGCCAGACUCUUAGACAGUGUUACACCAGAUGAGGCUGCCGAAUUGACCUAUUAUGGCUCUGAGGUUAUUCAUCCAUUUACCAUGGAACAAGUCAUCAAAGCUAAAAUUCCAAUCAGAAUCAAAAACGUCGAGAACCCUACCGGUAACGGUACCAUCAUCUACCCUGACAAUAUUGGUCGUAGAGGUGAGGCCACCCCUCCACAUCCUCCAGCCGCUUAUGAGAGUUUGCCAAGCAGCUAUAUUCAAUCCCAGAAGAGAAGAUCCGCCACUGCUAUCACUGCCAAGCAGGAUAUCGCAGUCAUCAACGUGCAUUCCAACAAGAAGACACUUUCGCAUGGCUUUUUGGCCCAUUUGUUCACUACUCUUGACAGAUACAGACUUGUGGUUGAUUUGAUCUCUACCUCCGAGGUUCACGUCUCCAUGGCCAUGCAAAUCCAGCCAGACCAAGAGGUCAGCUUAAAAGAGGCUUUGAAAGAAUUGCGCAAAAUGGGUACCGUUGAUGUGACCAGACAGAUGACCAUUGUCUCUCUUGUUGGUAAGCAAAUGGUAAACUUCAUUGGUAUUGCUGGUAAUAUGUUCAAGGUUCUUGCUGACGAGAGAAUCAAUAUUGAAAUGAUCAGUCAGGGUGCUAACGAGAUCAAUAUCUCUGCUGUGAUCAAUGCAAAGGAUACUAUCAGAGCAUUGCAGUCCAUUCACGCCAAAUUAUUGGAGGGUAGCUUCGGUUUCAAUCCAGAGGAGUCUGCCACUGACAUCAGAUUGAGUGCCCUCAGGUUCCAAUAA
This is a messenger RNA of Australozyma saopauloensis, 1605 nucleotides long. It is a transcript of the gene HOM3, whose product is annotated as aspartate kinase. The transcript has a single exon. Gene Ontology annotation, cellular component: cytosol. The record is from RefSeq and is a predicted model, not a curated record. Gene Ontology annotation, molecular function: aspartate kinase activity. Bases 1 to 1605 code for a protein of 534 amino acids. Gene Ontology annotation, biological process: L-homoserine biosynthetic process. NCBI's taxonomy places the organism in Eukaryota, Fungi, Ascomycota, Pichiomycetes, Serinales, Metschnikowiaceae.